Penaeus chinensis is the source of this 3490-nucleotide messenger RNA. RefSeq lists its product as uncharacterized. The transcript has 8 exons. Gene Ontology annotation, molecular function: protein kinase binding. The record is from RefSeq and is a predicted model, not a curated record. NCBI's taxonomy places the organism in Eukaryota, Metazoa, Arthropoda, Malacostraca, Decapoda, Penaeidae. Gene Ontology annotation, biological process: positive regulation of cyclin-dependent protein serine/threonine kinase activity. The coding region runs from base 172 to 1818 and encodes 548 amino acids.
AAAAAAAAAGCAUAUGCUUAAAGGAACACUACAAAUCAGAAGUAUAUAUAAAAGACUUUGUUUAUGUCAGAUUUUAUUUUCGCGCCAAUUUUCAUCAGAGGCGGAUAGGCAGAGGGAGCGAGAAGGCGUUCCUCAUUUUCUCUCUCUCUUCUAUCUUUUUUAGUGUGCAAAAUGCGAGCCAACGCAAUAUAUCUCCGCCGACUCCAUCGCCGUUCUCAGUUUGCAUGUUCAGACCUUAGCUGCGUGGAGCCGGUGGCUUCUCCGAUCACAUCAGUCAACGGCAAACAGAAGGAAAACCCGCGUCAGUCUGGGGACCCGCAGGAGCUAGUCCCAGAGCGUGAGUGGGAAGUGGCCCCAUCUACGAGGUCAGUCUUGAAAAGGGUUUUCAGCUUCUUUCAACUGAAGAACAGCAUUUCCCCUCCGCGAGAACAACCCAAACCCUCCUCGCCAGCACAGCCUCCGAAGCAACCACCUAAUCCGAGAAACCGCAGGAAGCUCUUCUGUCCGGGGGAAUCGGCGAGCGACAAAGAAAAUAUUCCUCCCUUGCCCAAGGCACCGACGGCCGUGUCUCUGCUUCGAAGCUUUCGCCAGCAAGACCUGGAGGAAAGCAAGCAAGAACAGGGUCUUCGUCCGCCCCGGGGGGUGAGACCGCUAUCGGAGCUCAAGCAGUUCGCUCAUCCCGAGACUCGAGAACGAUCAAGACAGUUCUCGAAACUAUCAAUUAAAAGAGCUGACCACCGCCGACACCACGAGAGCGGAAGCACGAGUGAGAAUCGCAGGCCCAGGAAAAUUCUCCGACGCAGCCGGCGGGACAAUUCUACGGGAGAUGUAUACGUCACACACAAGCACUUCAACAAAUUCAGUGAACUCAUUGAAGACCCACUGAUCCAGAGGUUCUUGAAUGCUGAUGUAUGCCGCAGAUAUGCAGACAAAUACCUGAUAGCUAUGGUCUUUACCUACUUCCUGCGAUCAAGACUUCAGUUUCAUGAAUACACCAAGGAAAAUUUCUUUGCAGGACUAUAUCUUGCUCAUGAUAUGGAAGAAGAUGAGGAAGAGCUGAAGUAUGAGGUGUUUCCAUGGAUACUUGGUCGCAGAUGGCGCAAGACGUAUCCAACUCUCUUACAAAAGCGUGAUGAUAUUUACUGGGCCAUUGACUGCCGAGCUGUUGUGUCAAAAAAAUGCUGUGAUCAGGUUAUGGAUAUGGAACCAGAUCACUGGGUGUGGAAACGAGAACGCCCCGAAUAUCAUGGGGGAGCUCUCAGAGAUUAUCUUCGGCAUGAAGAGGAUAAUGGACAUCCUCGUGGGCCAGAUAAGUCCCCUCUUCAGUGUCAGGAAUGUCUUGAACGCCAGUGUCUGGAGUCUGAGAAUUCUUACCUCCUCUACAUGUCAGACUCUGACUUCAGCACUGAUGCUAAGACCUCUGGUGAAGGCGAUUCUCUUGCACAAAAUGAAAAGGAUUCCGGAUUUGAAACUUUUUUAUGUGAAGCAAUGGAUGUAGAAAGCAAAACAACCAAAAACAAUAUCCUUAUGGAAAGUAAUGCUGCCACUGAAGAACAGCAUGCAAAUUUGUUGAUCACUAGUCCUGGUAAACUGAAAGAGACCAAUAGCAAUUUUAUUUGCACAAAUGGAGACUGUGAGAAGGCCUGUCUUUCAGAUGACACCUCUGCAUAUGACUUCUCAAUUGAUUCUGGGGAAGAAAUGGAAUGUCAGGGGAAUGACAGCACUGGCGCUAUUAAUGAUGAAAAAAUUCCUUUGUCACAGGCUGACACUGUUAGUUUUCACUCAGGAGUCCAAUCUAAACUUUCUCAGGAAUUUUGAUAUGAACUGCUCUAUAGAUUAAUAUAUUCUUAUAAACUAUCACUUUUCAUUUUGCUAAAAGCUAAUAUUCAAUUUUCUUAAUGGUAUUUUGUUUCUUAACUUCAGAAUUUACAGGUAUCUUCAUUACCCUGUACAGAUGCUGACAAAAUGUUGUAUGGCUGAAUCUCUGUUUUGUUUUAUUAUUUAGUUUUGUAUAUCUAUGGACUAUAGAUUAUAUUGUAAAUGGACAAAGUACACUGAAAAACUUUUUAUGUAUUCUCCUAUUCCAUUUAGCUUUAUUUAGUUACACAGUCCAGUGCUGAUGGGGGACUGUUGGUUUUAUUUUUCAGAAAAUAUGACAAAUCAUAUUAUUAAAAUUUACAUGAAAUUACAGUAUAUAAAAUCUUGGAACACAGCAUUAUAGAAAUGAUGGAUUUCGUUUAAAUUUCUUUGGCUCCUUGUAUCUUCAUGAAAGGAAUGACUUCUUAUUUUCUAUUUCCCUACAACUGCAUAAUUUCUUUCAUUUAUGUAGACAUAAUGAAUCCAGAUUCAGUAUUUGAUUUGAUACAAUUAGAAUUGUAAUAAAAAACAAUAAUGUGUUUUUCUCCAUAUCCUUGCAAUAAGGAGCUAUUUUGACUAGAUGUGGUUUCAGUGUAGUCAGAAACUUUAUUAUUAUUUGCAUAGUAUUUUAAUGAUGUAUACAGUAUGUCAACUUCCAUCCUCUAGCAUACAACAUUCUAACUAAUCAACUGUUUCCAGUUAAAGUUUUAUCACUCUUAGACUUGAAAAUCAUGUCUAUAUUCCUAGCAAAAUAAGGUAACUCUAGUCAGAAAUAUAUUUUGUUACAGUAUGCCUGAAGCUUUUUUUUUUUUUUUUUUUUCAAAGGCUGUUUUGCAUUUCUGAACCACUGAAAAAAAAAAAAAGCAAAUAUCUAAGUAACAAUCCCUUAUAGUGACUACACAAUGGAAUGUUUUCCCUUUAUCUUAUCUUUAUGUUUUAACACUUAGUGUUAUAAUAAGUGGGUGGUACCGGCCCCCUGGAGCAGAGGAAAGUUAGGGGGGGAAAGGAUGGCAUUAUGAGCAGUUAAUAAAUAACUUUGUUUUUUACGAAAUUUGAAUGACAAAAUAUGUAAUAAACAAUAAGGUAAACUUUACAUUAAUGCUUAUGGCAUAUUUUGUCAUAAACAUUAAUGUAAUAAUAAAGAGGUUAACUAAAUUAAGUUUCAUUUAUGAAAUAUAUAUUUGUGUUUAAUCUUGUUGUUUUCAAUUUGAAGCACACAAAAAAUAAAUAAACAUAAAAAUAAUAAUAAUAAUUCACCUGGGAACCAAGGGGGCACCAGCCAGGAAAAGUAGGAACCACUGGUGUAAUGAAACUUCUUACAAAUUCAGUCUUUAAUAUACCAGUCUAGAGGUGAAGUACUAGACAGAAAAAUAAACAAAUAGGGAAGUUUGCAAAUAAACAAACUAAAUGGUAAAAACAAUAAUUCACUAUGAAUGAAUUAAUAGAGGGGAGCAGGAGAGAAGGGAAAAAGGAAAAUGAUAAGCAGGAAGUAAAAGUGGAAAAUGCCAAAAAAUUACUAAAUAAGAACAUACAUACAUACAUAUGUUCAUACAUACAUACAUACAUACAUAUAUAUAUAUAUAUAUAUAUAUAUAUAUAUAUAUAUAUAUAUAUUAUGCAUGUAUGUGUGAAU